This is a messenger RNA of Dendroctonus ponderosae (mountain pine beetle), 2880 nucleotides long. Its product is annotated as larval cuticle protein A3A. The transcript has 3 exons. The coding region runs from base 2408 to 2830 and encodes 140 amino acids. Lineage: Eukaryota; Metazoa; Arthropoda; Insecta; Coleoptera; Curculionidae. Gene Ontology annotation, cellular component: extracellular matrix. The record is from RefSeq and is a predicted model, not a curated record.
GCAUUUUAAACAAAAUGCUCCAAAAGUACCACAUUUCUGAAGCCUUAUAACUCAACAACCAUGAGUAAUGGGGCAUAAAUUUACCUACUCAAACCUCACGAAUAAACACGGAUUCGGAUUAACUUUGUCUGCAACUCGCACUAAAGAUACUCAAGUUCUGCUGGUACAGGCGGAUUUAUGUAUUUAAAAAACAGACAAACAUUUUUAGGCGAAAUACCCAACCAACAAAAUUUCGGAAACACUUUGCAUAGUUUUUGGACACACAUUUGCCGGCAAUUAGUGUCAUGUUUUGCUGCUUUUGAAUAUUUACAUGCCAUAACAUUGGCUAAAUUUGAGCCAAAUUAAGACAAUUUUUCGGGAGCAAAACGCAAAUAUCAUUGGCUUAAAUGGUCGGGUAUAGGUAAUCGUUCGUUUUCUUGGUACCCGAGCUGUUGCAAAAGGUUGAAAUGUGUCCCCUAGGGCAAAGUGCUUUGAAAAAACUGUACUUGUACUUUACAAAGUACUUGUAUUUGGGAAAGUGCAAAUUGCAAACAGGCAUGUUCUUGUUCCAUAAACUUUCCCCAAUAAGUGACAUCAAUACUUGCCGUUUCACCUUUGCCUACCUGCUCGAAAUGCAAUAUUCCUACCUAAGCCCUCGAAAUUUGUAAAAGCGAAGCCACAAGGCAGAAGUUGCGUGUUUUGAGGUGGCCGCACUUGCAAACUAGGUGCCCCGAAGAUAAACUACUGUCGAAAUUGAAAGACUUUGGAAGAUAAUUGUAAUUUGAUUUGGCUACUAUUGAAGAAACGUGUGUGACUUCGGAACUACCCCAAGGGACAUUCCUAUUUUUCAAUGAAAUUAGCGUCUUGCUGGUCGGUUUUUCACCAAAGACAUGCAAGCAAAAAUUUACAUUUAUUUUAGAACGACUUACCAAAAAUAAUGGUUGCGAAGGAAAAUAAUUGGAUUGUGGAUUUUUUGUUUGGAACACUGCCUGCAUUAUUGGCAGUUAAUUAACAAACUUGUAUAAAAAUAAACGAAGUUAUGGAGGCCGAUUUAACAUUUUUGAAACGUUCUAAUCGGUUUCGGGUAAACGCUCACAGAAAGGGGCGCUGACUGGCGCUGUAAUUGGUCCAGGGGAAAAAGAUUACAAAACCCAAAAUGCCCCUAACGAGCUAAAAAUGACACGAUUCUCGUGUUGAACCAGGAAAGGGAUUAAACAUGUCUAAGUAGAAACAAAUGACAGAAGGAGGUGUGAUGAAGGAGUGCUUGAGCUGCUUGACCAGUGCCGUCCAUUUAGGGGGCACUAGUUUAGUUUAUUUAUUUUACAUAAUGUUUUGAACUCGAGCUAAAUUAAUUGCCUAUAUUUUACUAUUUUAAAGUUUCUAUCAUUUGGUUCCGAUGCAAAGACACUCUUUAAAUUUUUUUACUUGCUUUUGUUUGUUUUUAUUAUCUACUUGAUACUAAUUUACGACCGACAAGAUUUAUAAAAGUACCAACGUUUGCUGUAUUUUCCGCUUUUUUCCUUAUAUUUUCAGGACACUUUGGAUGUUGCAAAAAAACAAUUUUAGUGACAAGUUUAAAUGAUUUUCAAAAUGACCUACACAUUGGCGUCCAACGCACUGAAAAAUUGGCCAACAUAAAUCUCAUAUUUUCAAAUGAUUUGUAUUGGGAAAAGUCCAGUCAACCAACACGGAAAUUAUUUUUCACUAGUACUUUGAAAUUCGUUUUUAAUUUUUCCCUUAACUCUCUCAGUUACAAAAUCUCUCGUUAUCUCAAUCGUGGGCUCACAAUUCUCUACCCCGAUCGAUUUUCCCAAAAAACUUUGUUACGACACUGAAUUUAGUAGAGCUUAAAUAGAUGAAAAAGCGAAGAUGAUGCAGCGCUUAAAUUUUUUAUCAAAGCUGGGUUGUUGCGAUUUGAUGGGUUGGUCAUUUGGUUUAUGGUGUGAAAAUUAGAGUUAACGGUUCGGUCUGUCCAGUGUGCAUGAUUUAUCUUCAUUAUUACUAUAAUUUGUUCACGCGCAAUUUUUGCCGUUUUGUUCAAAAAUGUGUGGGGAUCAUCCAAAUAAUUUUAUUUUGAGCUCUUCGGUGAUUUAGAAUAUUUAAUGAGGGCAUUUGCAAAAUGAUCAUUUUGCCCGGUUUCAGUCGAUCUGGUCACCAAUCGAUCAUUUGCAAUACUGUGUAAAUCAAAGUGCGGAAAAAAGUUUGCCACACUUUUAAACGAUCAGAUUAUUAACCAGACAAUGUCAAGUUUACAAAAGCUAGCAAAAGUAAAACGCACGUUUUGUAAAUAGAUCAUACUUCGCGGUUUUUUCCAAUUGUGUUUGCCACAGUUUCGAUUUCUUAACUGCUUUUGUUGGUAAUUAGUAUCCGAUAUAAAAGCGGGCUCCGCCAGUGCAAAAAUCAUUCAAAUUGUUCUCAUUAAUUAAACAUGAACACCUUUGCCGUCGUUCUCUAUGUAUCCAUUGCAAUCACUGCUGCUUUGGCCUUCCCAGGGCAUGGGGAUGGACAUGAAGAGCACAAAGGAGAAGAGCACCAUGUCCCAGGCUAUCACUUCGAAUACGGUGUCCACGAUCCGCAUUCCAAGGAUCACAAAUCCCAAGAGGAGCAUCGGGAUCACGACGACGUCAAAGGCAGCUACACAAUCCAUGACCCCGAUGGUACCAAAAGGAUCGUAGAGUACAAUUCUGGAAAGAAAGAUGGGUUCCAAGCGGUGGUAAAACGGGAAGGACACGCCCAGCAUCCAGCGAUUUAUGGGGACAAACACGCCGAUGGACAUGGACAUGAAGAUCAUGGAAAAGGAGGCACCAGCUAUGUGGGCGUUACGCAUUGGGGACAUGGAUCAGGAAGAUGAUUGCUAGACACACCAAAGACCAGCUUAAUAGAUUCAAUGUUUUUCUGCUA